Messenger RNA from Camellia sinensis, 1637 nucleotides. RefSeq names its product growth-regulating factor 3. The record is from RefSeq and is a predicted model, not a curated record. Gene Ontology annotation, cellular component: nucleus. Lineage: Eukaryota; Viridiplantae; Streptophyta; Magnoliopsida; Ericales; Theaceae. Gene Ontology annotation, molecular function: ATP binding. Gene Ontology annotation, biological process: DNA-templated transcription; regulation of DNA-templated transcription; developmental process.
GAGUAAUUUCUCCUAAGAAAACAUACCCAACACACCAAACGAAGAAUUAAAAUCCAAAGACAGAGAGAGACUCACAAAACCACGCCCUUCUCUCUCUCUCUCUCUCUACAUGGAAUUCAAUCUGAAGCAAUGGAGAUACCAACAUGAGUCAGAAGAACAACCACCUUCUGCAAAGUUACCAAGACUUCUCCAACAACAACAGCAAGAGCAAGAACAAGACCACCACCCAUCUGGGUCUGGGUCUGGGUCUGCUGCACUUCCAUUGUUUGUAGUAGCUGCUGAACACACCCCCAAACUCACCGACCUGUCAGCAGCACUCCCAUCUGCACCAGCUGAUUCAACAACAAUCACUUCUACCAGAUUUCCCAAGAUGGGAAGUUGUUACUUCAGCAUGGGGCAGUGGCAGGAGCUUGAGCUGCAGGCAUUGAUAUUCAGGCAUAUGUUGGCUGGUGCAACUGUUCCUCCUCAACUUCUUCACCAUCUUCUACUCAAGAAAACUACAACCCCCCUUCUCAACACCAUCAUCUCAUCCCUUCCUCCUCCUGCUUCAUACUUCCUACAUCACCCUCUUCAACACUACCAUCCUGCUUUAUUGCAAACUGGAGGAGGAGGUUACUGGGGAAGAGGUUCGAUGGAUCCGGAGCCAGGUCGGUGCAGGAGGACAGAUGGGAAGAAAUGGAGGUGCUCAAGGGAUGUGGUUGCUGGACACAAGUAUUGCGACCGCCACGUCCACCGUGGCCGCAACCGUUCAAGAAAGCCUGUGGAAAUCUCCACAACCUCACCCUCCUCCUCCUCCACUCCUUCUGCUAGUGGUUCUAAUGGUGUUUCUCAUGGCGGCGGCAGUGGCGGCAGUGGUGGUGGAAGAGGAGGAGGAGUUCCCCAAAUGAACACUGCCCUUGCUUCCCACCACACCCUCUCUGGUGGAACCCAUUUUGAUCUUUCAAGGCCUUCCCCUCUCAUUGAUCCCUUCCACCUCAAUCAAAGAUCCUCAGAAUCAAGAACUGAAAACAAAGGUCUAUUCAAAGCCCAAAAUGAGGAUGGCAAAACCGGUGCACAGGUUCUUCGCCAUUUCUUCGAUGAUUGGCCAAGAUCACUUCAAGAAUCCAACAAUGGCACGACGAAUGCCAGCUCAUCCACCUGCCUUUCCAUUUGGACUCCUGGCAAUCCAUCCUCAGACUUCUCAUUGAAACUGGCAACCGGGGAUGGAGAUGAGCCUGGAGGACAUCAUCAAGAAGGGAAUGCUGAAAGAGAGCGGCCUCAAUUGAAUUGGACCGGAGGUUGGGGAUCACACCAGGUGGCUCCGAUGGGCGGUCCACUUGCCGAGGCAUUGAGAUCAUCCAUCUCCAAUUCAUCCCCGACAAGCGUAUUACAUCAGUUGCAGCCAAGUUCAACAUCCGUGACCAGUUAUGUCACCACCUGAAUUUACUUACUAUCUCAAAAAGAGAAAAAAAAAGAAUGUUUUAAUAAAUUUUUGCUUAUUUUCAUACCUGUGUUGUAGGGUGAGGACUCUUUUCCUCUUCACUUGUUCUAUAUAUUGUACGAUGUGUUGUCGGAUUUGUGUGACUUGACUAGACCAUACCAGACCAAUGUGUUUUGAUCCAGAGGCUAGUAAGUAAAGACCCCUCUUCAAUCUUCAA